AUGGAACGCUUUGGCUUUUACACGUGGGAGACUCCAAGAAUCGGCUGCAGCGAGUUUGGAUACCUGUACGUUCAGCUGCCGGACGACGAGACUCCUCACACCAAACGGGUGGACGCGAGGGUGGCAUUCCACAAAGCAAGUCGCUACAAGGCGGAGCGAGAAUUUGACGCGUUCAAGGAGAUCUAUGAGAAGCUGAAUCCGUCUGGAUCGCUGUUGUAUUCGUCAGGCCCAGACAGUGAAAAGCCACUGGAAGCGGCAAAACCAAACGAAGCUUUCCUGGCUGGUGGUGGGGGUCGAGACCGAAGACGCUCCGUUGCAACACCCAACAGCCCUGUGGCGGCCCGGGCGAGAACGAACACGCAAAUCAAGUAUCAUCGCAUGGUUUAG
Messenger RNA from Phytophthora nicotianae INRA-310, 387 nucleotides. RefSeq lists its product as hypothetical. The transcript has a single exon. The record is from RefSeq and is a predicted model, not a curated record. The coding region runs from base 1 to 387 and encodes 128 amino acids. NCBI's taxonomy places the organism in Eukaryota, Oomycota, Peronosporomycetes, Peronosporales, Peronosporaceae.